Vitrella brassicaformis is the source of this 2207-nucleotide messenger RNA. NCBI's taxonomy places the organism in Eukaryota, Vitrellaceae. The record is from the annotation of a GenBank genome assembly.
AAACAAGAUAUGAAUUAAGUGGAUUUCCACACACACUCGUGCAAACAUGAUCAAAAGAGUCAUCAUCACACACACGUCCCUCCACGUAUGAUGCAGACAGACAGGCAGGGGCAGGGAGACAGCUAGCUGCGCCGGCUAAAUUACACGCGCAGGCAACGAGCCGCCACUCCCCCAUCCAUCCAUCCAUCAGCCAUCUGUACGUAAGAAGCAUCGUUCGUCCGUCACACCUUGAUUGACUUGACCCCACAAACAACACAACACACCACACCACACGACACGCACAGACGCAGGGGAGGUAGCAAAAGAGGAGGGAAAAGGGCGGCAGAAGAGAAGAGAAGAGAGCCAAGAAAGAAAGGAGGAAAGAGAAACCACACCACCAUCCCUCACUCCCUCCGGCUUCCCCUGCCCGCCUGGGCGGCCCCUGCCUGCCUCCUUCUACCUAGUCAGUCAAUGAAUGCAGCCAGCCAGCCAAAAGGGGGUGGGCCGGCCAUACGUAUUCACACCCAGUCAGCUACCUUCGACAACCACAACCAACUACUGCACCAUGCCAUGCGGGGCCCCACCAGCUCACCUUCUGCCCCACCCAUCCCAUUCCCCCAUGUACGAGUCACUCACUCAUCCACUGCUUCACUUCACGCAGCGCCCUGGCCGCAACAUCUGCCGGCAAUGCCCUGGAUGCCGGGCCCGCCCUCGCCCGACGGGCGCAACAGCUUCAGGCCCUGUGCUCGGCCUGACGCCUGCCGACUCGCCGCAGCACCGGCCGACUCUCUGGACACACCAUGACAUGACAACCGACGGAGGGCGUGCUGGUGUGGCUGGCUGGCUUCCAAGGUUGCGGCCAUGUGUCCGUGUCCGUACCUGAGAUGGAUGAGCUCGCGGCCCAUCAUGACGAAGGCCUGACGACACAAAGGAAGGAAGCACAGGGAGGGCAAUGCAUUGGUGUGUGGUCCGGCUCGCUGCACGAGCUGACUUGGCUUUGCAUGGAAGUACCUGUUCUACGUUUGUGGCGUCCUUUGCCGACGCCUCGAUAAACCCGAUGCCCAGCUCCUCGGCCUUCUUCUGCACAGCGCAUGGACACAGCAAUGAUGGCUUGGCGGGUCGUUCGUUUCGUUCUUGCGAUCGUUGGCAUGUCGCAUGAGUGGUGGUGGCUGACCUUGGCCUCUUCUGACGGGACGGCUUUCUCUGAGCUGAGGUCGGACUUGUUGCCCACCAGGAUCUUGCAGGUGCUCUCGUUGGCAUACCUGAAGGAAGGAAGGGACCGACCACACACAAACCACAACACACAAAUCCAAUCAUGGGUCAAGCAAAGGGAAACAUGGGGUGCGGUGUGGAUGUGGGUGUGUCUGUGUACCGAUUGACUUCGCUCAGCCAGUCGUCAAUGUGGGCGAAGCUAUCCUGAGGAGAAGGGAGAGCAGGGCAGGGCCACCACACAGAGCAGCGUACAUGUGCAUGAAGGGCACCAGAUCUGCGUGCAAAUCUCUGCCGCCUGUCUGGCUGCUCGCGUCCUAGUUCAUCCACCCACCGCACUGACCCUGUCCGUGGUGUCGUAGACCAUGACGAUGCCGUCGGCCCCCCGGUAGUAGGCACUCGUGAUGGUCCGAAACCGCUCCUGACCCGCCGUGUCCCACUGAUCACACAAGGCACGAUGCACCAAGGCACAGUCACACACAAAGCAGGCAGGAAAUGCGAAGCGAAUGGUGUUCCGAAUUGGUAUGCGUGUCUGGUGGCAGCUGGCUUACGAUUUGCAGUUUGAUGACCUUCUGGUCGACCGUGAUGGUGCGGAACCUGAAGUCCACACCGAUGGUCGUGAUGUAGCUGUCCGUGAAGGCGUCAUCCUGAGCAACAACACACACAUACACAUCUUAGGCUCAUGUGGUCAGCUUGUGCGCAUGGCUGCCCCUGGUUUGUUUCGUGCUGCCUCCCUGCAGCUCGCUCACCGCAAACCGCAGCAGCAGGCAGGACUUGCCCACGCCUGAAUCCCCUAUCAAAACGAGCUUAAACAGGUAGUCGCUGGACACACAACAGUAACACACGGUGAUGCCACAGGGAUGCCCUUAAGCUCGUGCCUGCCCCACCAGCCAGCACUUACUAAUCUCGUGCGCGCGAAGCCAUCGUGUCAGAUCAAAUCACCCUCACGCAAGCCAUACGCAGGCCUACCGACUUGUCUUGCUUGCGAGAGAUGGCAACGAACGCGAACUCAACGCGAA